CUGAAGCGCCGCCGCCCGCCGCACGCCGACGACCAGCGGAGCCUCACUAGCAUCGGCUACAUAAGUGGCAGCAUGGGCUACAUGAGUGGCACCUGUGAGACAGCUUUGGCGGCUUGGAAGCCCCCGGGCAACUACCUGCCCCGGGGCGAAGCGCCGCCGCCCUACGACGAGGCCGUCGCCCAGUGCCGCCCAGACCAAAUCAGAAUGGGAAACGAAACGCCGUACCACCGCACGUACCCGACGACUAUGGAGGCGCUGACGCGGCCCGAGGAGCCCGCGUGCGCCACACACGCCUACGUCAGCGUGCCGCGCCCGCUGCACCAGGCGCUGCAGCAGGUACCUACGAGACCACAUGUAUGUAAGGACGGCGACAGAUCAUGGAGGCCCGAGGAGCCCGCGUGCGCCACGCACGCCUACGUCAGCGUGCCGCGCCCGCUGCACCAGGCGCUGCAGCAGGUACCUACGAGACCACAUGUAUGUAAGGACGGCGACAGAUCAUGGAGGCCCGAGGAGCCCGCGUGCGCCACGCACGCCUACGUCAGCGUGCCGCGCCCGCUGCACCAGGCGCUGCAGCAGAUGGCCAACACGCAGACGUGCUACAACGCGCCGCUGCUGCAGCCGGCGCACGCGCCCGAGCCGCCGCCGCCGCACCACCCUCUCGCCCCCAACGGAGUGAUCGGCUUCCCGAGCGCGAUCCGGCUGACGGGAUCUCUAGGCGCCAUCAGCAACCGCGCGCUGCUGAGCGUGGCGGCGCGCGAGCCCGAGCACGAGCGCCCGCACAACGUGCCCGGCUUCUACACCAGCAACGUGCACACCUCGCUGUCAGUCGCUCGCGUCUCUAGUGUCACAUUGACAGCCGCUGACAGGUCGCUGGGCGCCAUCAGCAACCGCGCGCUGCUGAGCGUGGCGGCGCGCGAGCCCGAGCACGAGCGCCCGCACAACGUGCCCGGCUUCUACACCAGCAACGUGCACACCUCGCUGUCAGUCGCUCGCGUCUCUAGUGUCACAUUGACAGCCGCUGACAGGUCGCUGGGCGCCAUCAGCAACCGCGCGCUGCUGAGCGUGGCGGCGCGCGAGCCCGAGCACGAGCGCCCGCACAACGUGCCCGGCUUCUACACCAGCAACGUGCACACCUCGCUGUCAGUCGCUCGCGUCUCUAGUGUCACAUUGACAGCCGCUGACAGGUCGCUGGGCGCCAUCAGCAACCGCGCGCUGCUGAGCGUGGCGGCGCGCGAGCCCGAGCACGAGCGCCCGCACAACGUGCCCGGCUUCUACACCAGCAACGUGCACACCUCGCUGUCAGUCGCUCGCGUCUCUAGUGUCACAUUGACAGCCGCUGACAGGUCGCUGGGCGCCAUCAGCAACCGCGCGCUGCUGAGCGUGGCGGCGCGCGAGCCCGAGCACGAGCGCCCGCACAACGUGCCCGGCUUCUACACCAGCAACGUGCACACCUCGCUGUCAGUCGCUCGCGUCUCUAGUGUCACAUUGACAGCCGCUGACAGGUCGCUGGGCGCCAUCAGCAACCGCGCGCUGCUGAGCGUGGCGGCGCGCGAGCCCGAGCACGAGCGCCCGCACAACGUGCCCGGCUUCUACACCAGCAACGUGCACACCUCGCUGCACCGCACGAUCCCCCGAAUAUCGACGGCCGCCGACACGAGCGCGUUCGAGGCGUGCUUCUCCCGCGGCGACCGCGCGCUGCACGCGGAGGUGCGGCGCUCCUUCCACCGCGCUGAUCGCGAGCGCGAUCGCGAGCACGCUCGCGAGCAUCCGCGCGACACUGGCCGCAGUAUGCCGCGAAAUCUCAACUUGGCAGAGCGGGUGCCCGACCCGCCGCCGCUCGACCAGUCCCUCGUCCGUUUAGCGGGCGGUCGCUCCCGCGCGCACAGCGAGGAGCACAACGUGGGCGCGGAGCCGCCGCCGCCCGCCGACGUGCCCGCCACCGCGCCCGCCGCGCUCGCGCCCGCCGCGCCCGCGCCGCCGCCGCACGCCACGCUGCCGCUCACCGUCGAUAAGGUCAGCCACCUUGUACCAGCACGAUCGUUCAUCCUGCUGCACCGUCAGCAUCGACCGCCGGGCGACCAAUGA
Ostrinia nubilalis (European corn borer) is the source of this 2085-nucleotide messenger RNA. RefSeq lists its product as uncharacterized. NCBI's taxonomy places the organism in Eukaryota, Metazoa, Arthropoda, Insecta, Lepidoptera, Crambidae. The coding region runs from base 73 to 2085 and encodes 670 amino acids. The record is from RefSeq and is a predicted model, not a curated record. The transcript has 7 exons.